This is a messenger RNA of Nematostella vectensis (starlet sea anemone), 1140 nucleotides long. RefSeq names its product serine protease 23. NCBI's taxonomy places the organism in Eukaryota, Metazoa, Cnidaria, Anthozoa, Actiniaria, Edwardsiidae. Gene Ontology annotation, molecular function: serine-type endopeptidase activity. The record is from RefSeq and is a predicted model, not a curated record. The transcript has a single exon. Gene Ontology annotation, biological process: proteolysis. The coding region runs from base 1 to 1140 and encodes 379 amino acids.
AUGAAACUGUUCGAAUUUUUGGUCGUGUGGUUAUCGAUUUACUGCGUUGAUCGUCGAGUUUCGUCACUAAGUCUGCCUAGCGCUGUUAAGCCAGGGCUUCCGAUUAAAGAUGUGAAGACGAUCUUUCUCGGAAAGGCAAUGUACGUGGAAAACCCGCCGCAUAAUGUACCAUGGAAAUUACCGACCGAGGUCGUCGCUUAUGAAAAGUCGACGAAAGCAGUCGAAAGGUUCAACUACGAGACGUUUUGGAGAGACGGAAACCUGACCUUGACGCUAGUAAAAGUCGAGAAUACAACUACGGCUACGAGGCAAAGUGGAGAGGGCUCAGGAAACACGAACACUAGUGACGACCCCGAAGACUUUCUCGACAACGACGAACCGAUUUUACAGAAAGACAUCGAAGCUGUCGUCACCGAUUUCUCUCGACGUCGACGUUUUCGACGUCGGAUCUUUGGCGCCGAUACACGACUAGAGAUCCCGAUUCGAGCCGUGCGACGAACUCCGUUUUCGUCCAUCGUCCACAUCUCUACCGGAUGUACCGGAACCCUUAUUUCUACAAGACACGUUCUCACGUCCGCACAUUGUGUUCACGACUCCUCAGAGUACAUCAUCAGCGCAAAAAGCGUUAAAGUCGGGUUCCCACGAAAAAAUGGCAAAAUUCGUUGGGCAGGAGUAGAGUACAUCCGGGUACCGCAGGGAUGGACACAAGAGCGUGACGUCAGUUUUGAUUACGCUGUGCUGAAACUGCGUCACGCAAGUAAACGCGUGACCAUGGAUCAUGGCUCAAUGCUACAGACCCGAAGGCAUAUAACGUCACACUUCCUGGCGUUUCACCAGGACAAGCCGAGCAACUCCAUGUGGUACUCGUAUUGCAAGGCUCGGCCCUUGAACCACGUGAUCCUCAGUCGCUGUGAUUCCAAGCCUGGUAGCUCGGGAGCCAGCGUAUACGUACUCUCGCCAAAGCCUAGCGGAGACGGAGUCAAUCGGAUCAUCGUCGGAGUGCUCUCGGGUUCCGGGACCGUCCGAUUCAAGAACAAGAGAGAUCGCCGGUUUAACAUCGCCACCAAGCUCACGCCACUAAAGUCUGCUCAGAUUUGUUCGUGGAUGAAGAACGCGGGAGCAUGCAAUACGCGUGCGUGA